Fibroporia radiculosa is the source of this 2793-nucleotide messenger RNA. RefSeq lists its product as uncharacterized. The coding region runs from base 1 to 2793 and encodes 930 amino acids. The transcript is spliced from 3 exons. Lineage: Eukaryota; Fungi; Basidiomycota; Agaricomycetes; Polyporales; Fibroporiaceae. The record is from RefSeq and is a predicted model, not a curated record.
AUGACCGCCGCCAACAAGGGCUCCCAGCGCGCAAAGCGCCCCCUCCAGACUGCCCCCUCGUCGUCCACCAUCGCCCCCUCCGUCCCCGCCAUGGCCAUCAAGCAGGAGGACGCCGGCCACGCCCUCCCUGCCGCCCACCAGCGCCCUGGCACCAGCACCGGCUACGAGAGCGGCAACCUCUACCACGCAGGCACCCCGUGGCACGUCCAGACGUCCGACGUCGACAGACCCGCCGUCCGCGCCGCCACCCACGGCCAUUCCUUUCGUGACCCCGGUCAGUCCUUUCGUGCCCCCGCCGCAGCAUCUACCCAAUACCCCGGCCAGUCCUUUCUCGUCCCCUCCUCCGCCUUCAACUUCAGUCUCCCCGAGCUCGUCGGUGGGACUCGCCCCGGAUCGAGCAAAGGCCCUUCAGCCGACCCCGCCCCUUCCCUCCCGCCCCUCGCUGCCGUCGUCUCCUCCGCCCUCCCUUCCACCCUCUCUCUCCCGCCCCCACCAUACCCUCCCCCCGCCGCCUCGCUCUCCGCUCCCCAGCAACCACUCACACUCACACACGUUCUUCCACUACCAGCCCCAUCCUAUGCUCUCCAUGGUCGACGCCCAUCCACCGCAGCUCGCCCAGGCACCGCACCCGCUUCCUACUUCUACUCAUCUCCUUACCCCCCACCAGGAUCUGGACAUGGACUACCCGCCCUGGGCACACCUCGCUCAGACCACCUAUCCCUUCCAUCCAUCCAUGCCCUUGGACACGGCCCCCAGCUCGACCCCUUACGACUCCCUUCCGGUGGAUAUCUCGAUGGAGGAGACGAUCGCGACCCAACAUCUCCCACAGGAGCUUACGGCGACUCUCCCUUUUCAUUCCACCCACCAUCCUCGGCAGUCCCCUCCGAACGGGAGCCACAGCCACCCGCAGCCGCACACAACCCUCGCAAGCGACCUUUCGCCGAGUCCGACGAUGAUGUCCCAUACGAACAACAGCGCGACAGAGGAGGGGAUGCUGGCCGCCCAUCUAGCAGCGGCGAAUACGACUAUGGCUCCGAGUCUCGGCCCCAGUCUAGACGACUCUCCGUCAUGGAACUCUGCAACGAUGCAGAUGCAGAUGGACAUCGAGCAUUUCUACCACUUGCGGGCCCAGGCUCAGGCUCAAGCGGAGGCCCAGGCCCAGGCCCGGGCACACGCCCGCAGCCAGGCGCAGUCUCGCGGCCCACCACCUCGUCCGGACUCGUCGCGGGCGCAUCACAACUCGCACUCGUCGAUCGCCCAAGCGCCUCCCCCGGCGGGUCCCCAGAACCACCCGCACGAUUCGCAUUCUCAGGUGCAGACACAUCAGUACUCGCUCGACCUCCGCCGCCAGCAGCACGAGCAGCUUCGUAUGCAGCAGGAGCGUAUCCAUAUGCAGCAGCAACAGCAGCAACAGCAGCAGCAGCAGUACGCCGCGAAGGAGCACGAGCGGCGCAAUUCGGAGACCUUUCUCCAUCUGCAGCAGCUGGCGCAGGCGUAUGGGACCGUCGCGAGCCCACACCAGCUGGAGGUUUCCGGCAGUCACCCGUACUUUCAGCAGCAGGCGUAUCCAGCGCAGCAUACGCACACACAUCCGGAUGGGGUGGGGGUGCACCUGGGUCACCCGGAGAUGGAUGGCGAGCCGGAGGGCGCAUACCAUCGCACUCUCCCGCAUCCUCACCCGGGGCAGGCUCACCACGCGCAGGCGAUGCUGGACGGGGGCUAUCCGCUGGUCGACGGACACCCGGCUCAGCUGGAACUGGUGGGAGUCCCAGGAGCGGUGGGGGGGGAGCGGAGCCCCGUGGGGGGAAUGAUCAGAUGGAGGAGGACCCUGAGCGGAAACAGAAUUCGUGGCUGGCUCCUCACGAUCGCCGCCACAUGUGCGCCGCCGAUCGUCUGUGCGAGGCGCCUGCAACCACCGGCGCACACAACCGUCGCCAGACCGGCGCAGCCACACUCAGUGGAGUGGGGGCGGGUCCCUUGCCCACGCCGAGCGCCGUUUCACGUCGAGCACGGCCGCAGCUGCGCCAGACGGAUGCAGUGGGACGGCGCGACUGUUCGCAUCAGCGCCAAUCACCGUGUCGAGAUGGACUCAUGGACGGACGGCCGUGGCUCCAAGUGUUUCCCUCCUUCCCAGCUUUCUUCUCUGCCUCUCCCUCAGAGCGCCCCACCCAGUCACUCUCUUAUGCCCCCCGGUCCCCGCCCUGCAUGAGCUACAACUAUACCCUCGACGACGACGACCCCCGCAUUUCGUAUGCCUCCGCCGCAUGGGACAUUCAAAACUCGUCCAACCCCGACCUCGACGCAUACUUCGACCGCACCUAUCACCUCGCCCGGUCCAGCGGAGCCUCCUUCAAUUUCACUUUCACCGGCUCCGCCUUUUCGCUCUUUGGCUCCAAGGGCCCUGGCCAUGUACGUCAUUCCUCGUCUGUCCUGCCCCCCCCAGCGCUCACCACGGACGCCCGCGCCCUGCGCACCCAGGCGGACUUCAGCGUCCAGUGCGAUGGGGACGUCUACCCAAACCUCUCCGCCGUCGCAUCCGAGACCCAGUUCCAGCAGCUCCUCUUCCAGUGCCCGUUCGCCAACGCGACCGCCCACCUCGUCCAGAUCGUCGCCGAGUUCCCCGACAUUACCCACACCUGGUUCGACGUCGACUUUCUGACCUUUGCCGACGGCGGCGCGAAAGCAACGACGACGUUGCCCGUCGGGACGGCGAUACCCCCAUACCAGACUGCGUACGUGCCAUUCCUUGCGUUUUUCCAUUCCGGCUUUGGAUUCCGGCAGCUCCAUUCCUGA